Echinostoma caproni is the source of this 867-nucleotide messenger RNA. The record is from the annotation of a GenBank genome assembly. Lineage: Eukaryota; Metazoa; Platyhelminthes; Trematoda; Plagiorchiida; Echinostomatidae.
UACAAAACACUUAAGACACCACGUAAUCUUGAGAAGAAAAGUUUAUGUACAAGCUUUCCCGUUCAAACUGUUAGCAAGAUCGCACCUAGUCUUACUCAGCAACAAAAGCUGAAUUUUAGCAUCUUAUUAACCAACACAAAUUUCCGAAGCAAUUUGUAUCGGCUUUUGCACUGUCUUACCAUGCAGUCUUUCUCAGGUUUGUUUUUGGUAACUAUACCUUAUUGCUUUCACUUCAGUUUGGACCAGAUUGUGAUCGGUUUCAAUGGUGGUAAAGAUUGCACUGCUCUUCUACACUUGGUUUACGCGGUUCUUCAGAAACGAUGUCCUUCACGGACAACUGUUUCACUCCCGCGGUUAUUUGCGUCAGCGACCGGUUCAUCGAAUUUCGACCACUCCGCCGGUUUAAUUGUUUUCGAAGGCCCAAUUAAAUCAUCUCUGGUUCGGUUAAACAAGGCAUUUCCUCAUAUUCGUGCAGUAUUCAUGGGUACCAGGAUUACGGAUCCACGUGCCGGUAAGUUGCAUUUUAUUCAUCUUUACCAUCUCACCCCAAUGGUUAUGACUGACCCCGACUGGCCGCAGUUGAUGCGUGUGAACCCACUGUUACAUUGGACCUACUCUGACGUGUGGAAGUUCUUACGAUCAUUAUCUCUGCCAUAUUGCAAUUUGUACGACGUCGGAUACACAUCCCUAGGCAGUAUGGAGGACACACAUCCGAAUCCAAGCUUGCGUUACGUGACCGAGUCCGGUCUGACCGAAUAUCGACCCGCCUACUUGCUGUCAGACUUUCACUUAGAACGAUCUGGACGAAGAAAGCCAGAGGCGAAGCCGACCAUCUCAGAAUCUGAGUCAAAGACGAAACGGUCUUGA